Molecule: messenger RNA, 3166 nt
Organism: Sphaerodactylus townsendi
Lineage: Eukaryota; Metazoa; Chordata; Lepidosauria; Squamata; Sphaerodactylidae
Gene: KLHL36
Product: kelch like family member 36
Exons: 5
Coding region: 420-2282 (620 amino acids)
Molecular function (GO): cullin family protein binding
Source: RefSeq, a predicted model, not a curated record
UCUUUCUUUCUUUCUUUCUUUCUUUCUUUCUUUCUUUCUUUCUUUCUUUCUUUCUUUCUUUCUUUCUUUCUUUCUUUCUCCAUGCCACACUAUUGCCUGCUUUCCAAAGUCUUCCUCCCCCCACCCCCCACCGGCAGAGAAAGGCAUCUCUGCUCAAAGCCUGAGCAGAAUGAUAAUGCCCAGAUCCCUGACCUCUGGGCUGCAGCGGCAGCUGCCGCUUCUCUUGUUUGCUUCCAGAGACUUGGCUGCAUGUCAGAGAGAGUCCCAGUCUCGGCUGGUCCCACCCUACAGGCCUGCCUCUCUCUCCUCUCAUUGGCGUGAUUCUCUUUCAGUCUAGCCAGUGUUUCCUGGAUAAGACAUGGCUGCAGAGGGAGAGGAGAGAAGUGCAAGAGCAGCAGCAGCCGUGAGCCCUGCGGAUCAUGAGCGGUGCAGCCAUGGAGGGAACCAGACAGGCAAGAAUUUCUCGUCCUCACAAGAUAAGUGAAACUUCAAAGGUGUACAAAUGGGCUGACCACUCCAAACUAGUUCUCCAGAGCUUGAACGAACAGAGGCACCAGGGACUCUUCUGUGACAUCGUCCUGGUAGCGGAAGAGCAGAGAGUUCCUGCCCACCGGAACAUUCUAGCGGUCUGCAGCGACUACUUCAACUCCAUGUUCACCAUUGGCAUGAGAGAGGCCUAUCAGAAGGAGGUUGAGCUCUUUGGAGCCUCGUACAUAGGCCUCAAAGCCAUCGUGGACUUCCUUUAUGGCUGUGAUCUGUCCCUGGACGGGGGGAAUAUUGACUACAUUUUGGAAAUGGCUCACCUGUUGCAAAUCUGGAAGGUCGUUGACUUCUGCUGUGAGUACCUGGAGAAUGAAGUCAAUGAGGAGAAUUACCUGUACCUCCAAGAACUGGCUUCCAUCUACAACCUCAGGCGCCUGGACUCCUACAUUGACAGUUUCAUCUUGAGGAACUUUGGCACGCUGUCCUUCACGUCGGAUUUCCUGCAGAACAUUUCCAUCCAGAAGCUGUGCCAGUACCUCGAGAGCAACGACGUUCAACAGGAAUGCGAGCAUGACUUGCUGCAGGCCGCCUUGCAGUGGGUGACGCAGUACCCGGAAAGGGAAACCGAGGCCUACCAGGUCUUGGAAAACAUCCACUUCCCCUUGAUCCCCAAAAGUGACCUUCUGCACCGCGUGAAGCCGGCCAUCUGCUCUCUCAUCCCCAAGGAGAGCAACUGCGAGGGCUUCGUCGAAGAAGCUGUCCACUACCACAACCAAAUCGCAGCCCAACCGGUCCUGCAGAACAAGAGGACCGUUCUCCGCGCGAGCGAAGAGAAGCUGCUCUUUGUGGGCGGGGAGGUGUCGGAACAUUGCUUGGAGCUGAGCGACGACACCUGCUUCCUAGACUGCAAAAUGGGGCAGUGGGUGAGGGAGACCCACCUCCCGGCCAGGCGGAGUCACCAUUGCGCCGUGGUGCUCGGAGGGUUCAUUUUCGUCGCCGGCGGCAGUUUUUCUCGAGACAAUGGGGGUGACGCGGCUUCCAAUCUUCUAUAUAGGUAUGACCCUCGGUGUAACCAAUGGAUAAAGCUGGCUUCCAUGAGGCAACGUCGGGUGGAUUUCUAUCUGGCUGCCGUAAAAAGUAUGCUUGUGGCGAUUGGUGGAAGGAACGAAAAUGGAGCGCUCUCCUCUGUGGAGAUCUACAGUCCUGAGAAAGAUGAUUGGGUGUAUGUCGCCGGCCUGCCAAGGUUUACCUAUGGCCAUGCUGGAGCGGUCCACGAUGAAUUUGUUUAUAUCUCGGGGGGCCACGAUUAUCAAAUUGGUCCCUAUAGGAAAAACUUGCUCUGCUACGAUCAUCACAUGGAUGUAUGGGAAGAGAAGCGGCCCAUGAUCACCGCCCGGGGCUGGCACAGCAUGUGUACCUUGGAGGAUAACAUUUACUCCAUCGGCGGCAGCGACGACUACCUAGAAACCAUGACUCGCUUUGACAUUUUGGCUGUGGAAUCGUACAGUCCGCAAUGCAAUCAGUGGACCCGGGUGUCUUCUUUGCUGGCAGCAAACAGCGAAUCUGGAGUGGCUGUUUGGGACGGCAAGAUUUACAUCCUUGGAGGGUACAGUUGGGAGGACACUGUCUUCUCCAGGAUUGUCCAGGUGUAUGACAAAGAGAACAAUAAGUGGCAGAAAGGGCCAGACCUUCCGAAAGCCAUUGCUGGGGUUUCUGCAUGUGUGUGUGUGUUAAAAUCGAGGUCGGACGACAAAAAGAAGAAAGCCAAAAGCAAACGCCAUCCAGAUCAAGGAAGAUGAUGGCUCACCCUCGGACGAGGCCUAUGUACACAUCCUCUACUGAAUUAAUACAUUUCCCCCUUUUUCUUUCUUAACUUUUGAGAACAGCUUUGGGGAACUACAGGAGAGGUUCUGCAAAGGUUUCUUUGUCCGCCAGGCUGGUGAAUAUCCUAUGCCAAAUGUUACUGCAGUCCAAGCAAGAAGAAUAGUUGCUACCAAAACAUCUGUUGAAAAUGGUGGCAGGUAAAGAAUGGAGGGAAAACAUCUGCCUGAAGAUGCAGGCAGUAGGUGGGAGGCCAGAGGGAGGAGCAGGUGAAUUCUAAAAACUGAAAUGGGUGGAUUCUGCUGUAGCAGAUGACAAAUCCAUCUCAUUGGUCAGCUGGAGCCAGGAAAUGGAAGGAUGUCUCCAGUGGCUGACAAUCUCUUAAGGGCAGGACAAGGGGGAGAAGUUCCUAGGGUUAAAAUCACAGGUCCACGGAGUAUCAAGAACUGAACUGGGGCUCUUGAAAUGAGUAGGAGGCAAUAGCGCAAUUGGACUUGUGACUUUGCAGCUACAGUAGCCAGGCCAAGUAGUGACUUACGACCCUGUGGGAUUGGGGCCGUUGCUUCUUGUUUGAACUAAACUGUCCUCCUCUGUCUAUUGGUAAUACAUGUACUGCUGUUUCAAUGUACAAAUGCCAACGUUCUGACAAAGUCUAAAUGAUAAAGCCAGAGAAGAUUUCCCUGCCAAUCCAGAAAAACCAAGGUGUUGAUUGUGUAUUGGUUUUUGUAAGCCUUUUUCUGGGAAACUUUCAUACUUUUUUUUUUUAAACUACGCAAUUUUUAUUUUUGCUAACACCCAGACUGUAACUUGUCAGAUGAUGUGUUAUUUACAAUAAAAUUUCUACUGCGUAAUGAUAGCCAAA